AUGACUCUGCGCUUAGUCAGCAUAUUAUCGCUGGCAUUAAUUUCUGUAUUGCCCGCACAGUUGGAUGCAUUUAUCACGCAGAAUACAGGCUGUCAUCACAAUGGAACUUGGUAUGCGGAUAAAUCGGUGGUGCCCAGCAUGGAGAAGUGCCUCAAUUGUCAGUGCAACCGCAAGACUCUCGUCUGUCGGCUGAAAGUGUGCCCGGAAAUGCCGAUGCCACCGCCUAGGGGCUGUGUGGUUGUCCAACGAAAGAACAGCUGCUGUCCCUAUUUGUCGUGUGCUCGCUUGGAUGCCUUCUACAAGAUACCGACCAAGCGUCGCAUCAUCGCCUACCUGGACCACUACGAACGCGAGUCGAUCGACCGUGUGGUCAAUGACAACAUGCUGCAGAGGCGCUCAGAUGACUCCGACGUGGACUUGCUUGUGUGCGUGAAGAAUGGAACCGUGUACAAGUCGGGAUCGGCCAUGUCCUCAUCGAAUCUGUGCAGCUAUUGCUACUGCAUUGGUGGCAACGAGAAGUGUGUGAAGCCCAAGUGCAUGCUGCCCGUGGACGGGUGUAAGCCCAUAUUCGUGGACUCCACCUGUUGCCCCGUACGCUACGAUUGCAGCAGUAAGACCUCGGGCAAAUCCUCACAGGAAGUGCGCUAUCGAAAGAACUCGAACAAGCACUUCCAGCGCAUGUCGCAGCGCUUGCAACGGAAUCGCGGCUGCACCGUGGGCGCCCAGUUCUACGCGGAGGGCCAGAAGAUGCGAUCGGACACGGACAAGCCAUGUGACAUCUGCUUCUGCAUAAGGGGCACGCGUCGCUGUGCGCCAAAGAAGUGCGCGCCAGCCUUGAAGAAUUGCAUUCCAGUGGUGCCGAAGGGUCAGUGCUGUCCCUCCAGCUACGAUUGCGGCAGCCAGCGGGACUAUCGCCGCUCGCAGAGCUCCCGCCAAUUCAAUCUCUACAAUCUGCUCUUUGGCAAAGAAGAGCAGGAGGCAGAGGCAGAGGCAGCAGCAGCUGCUGCUUUGAUUCCACAAAAUUCCAUGGCCGAGCACUAUCCACUCGAUCGGCAUCCCACUGAGCCACCCGUCGGCAAUCCGCUGCAGGUCAGCAACGAGAAGAGCAUCUUCGAUACGCUGCGAGAGGGUCUCGAGUUCAUCGAUGGCAACAACAACCAAAUGCUGGCCAACAACAUGGAUUUGGUGGGCAGCACACCCACUGCCAGUCCGCUGGUGGCUGAGCUGAGCAGCACCACAGAGCUCAGCUUCCUCGAUCUGCUGCUCGGACCCAGCACAGAACGUGCAGCGCCCAUAACGCCAGAGGCCACGACUGAAAAGAAGAAGCCAAUGUCCUGGAUGGACAUACUGCUUGGACCCGAUGACGAAGAGCCAGCUGUGGCAACUGAGCCAAUCGCUUCCAUAGAAGCCAGCCCCACCGUGGCACCAGCAGUGAGCAGCACCACUGAACGCAGCAUUGAGCGCAUUGCAGAUGAUUUCGGUGACCAAUUGGCUGAGGGCGAGCUUGCUGUGGGCGAACUCCCAGCGGAGGCGCAACACAACUGGGCUCGCCCCACUGAGCCACCAGCUAGUACCACAGCACAGCCAGCUGAUCUAUUCAAUGUGCUGCUGGAUGGACUUUCUGUCAUGCUAAAUGAUAAUGUCACCAGCAGCACUUCCACAACAACAACAACGAGCACCACAUCGACUAGGAAACCCUUUAGUACACGCGCACCACCCAUGUUCCGCCCACUGCCUAGCAGCAAACCACACCACACACGCAUUAACUCCAAGCUGGCUAAUCUAACAGUGACCCCACCGAUGGUUCUGGUCACCAGCAAAUACGGUCAGCCAGUCACCUACAGAACAAUGCCCAGCAAGGGCACCACCAGCACCCCCAGCACAACAACAAGCACAACUACACCCAAGUCAAUUCCAGCGAAUGUUACUAAAACAAGAACCACAACAACGCAUAGACCCACACCCACAGCAACAACAACAACAACAACUACCAAAACUAGCAAGCCAACAACAACCACCACCACCCCCAUUACUACAACCACAGCAAAGCCCACAUCCGCAAUCCCUCGAACAACUUUCCGACCCACAUUCAAGCAGAAGCAGACACCACCAUACAUCACCAGCACCACCAAACCACUGAUCAUCAAAACGAAUCCGAGCAUUUUGGAAGCGGAACCUUUGGACGACGCGGACAGCACGGCGCCCACACUGCCGCCCAGCCUGCCCAACCUGAAAAUCAUACCCUUUCUGCCAACCGACGCGGUGGAUACAAAACCACCAAUACCACCACCCGAAGUAUUUAACAGCCACAGCUACUAUCAACAGCCAACGGGUCUGCAUGCCUCACAAGUCGCCUCCGAUAGAGUGGACAACGAGUACGAUGUGGCUUACGUCGAUCACACACAACACAGCAGCAACUUCAACCACAACCAGCACAACAACAUCCACAACAACAACGAUCAGGCUGCCUACAAGUACAAAUUCAAUGUGGAGGUUCCCGCUGUAGAAGCACCACCGGAGCCCGUGGUGCAUGUCAUUGGCAGCGCAGACUAUGUCAAAUAUGAUUUCAAUGAGCAGGUGGUGCAGCCACCAGUGCACAGUGGCUUCUCGCCACCCACCGAAACCGAGGGCGGCUUCAUGCCCAAGGAACCGCUGGUCAUCGACGGCGAAGUGCUGCAGGACCAUGUCACAUCGAAUGUCCUGCUGGGCGAUAACUAUCAUGUCACGCAGCAUAUUAUCGAUAUAACAACGGAGAGGGAGGACAAUGAUACGGCCUCAAUCGAGAUCACAACGCCCGAUCCCUUCAAAGAUGUCAUACACACGGAAAGGCCGCCAAAUCUCGACGCGCUGAUUGGGGACAAGCAGCAGCAGAAACCUGCACAGCAGCUGCAGCAACAACACAUCGAGAGUGUCACCUACAGCGUCAGCAACUCUUCCGGCAUCAAAGCUGCAGCAACAGCAGCAACAACAGUUGCAACCACAACCACAAAACAAACAUCGCAAACAUCGAUAGACAAAAAUGAGAUACACAAACUGGAUGAGCUGCUGGAAGAGCUGUUGGGCAUGAACCUGCCCACCAAGGUGCACAGCAGCAGCAGCACAGUGCCGCCAUUUAAAACAUUGCCAACAGCAGCAACAGCAACAGCAACAACGACAACUACUGCGCGCCCAACUGCCACACCUACCGCAGCACGUGGCCACAAGAAGGGCAACAAACCAAAGCAGAAAACAUCGAGCAAUAGACGCAACCAGCCAGCAACAGCAACGACAAAACCAUCCCGAAACAAAGGUCAAGUGACCACGCGUCGAACACCCGCGAGCAACAGCAACGGCAACAGCAACCUAAACAGGAACAACUCAAUGGGCAGCACAGCGCAAACAAGUACAAGCACGACAGCAGCAACAACAACAACAGCAGCAGCAGCAACAGUAAUUGCUUCCAGCACAGUGCAUCCAUUUUUAAUGUCACCAUUCGACAAAUUGCCCUUCAUGGACACCAGCUACGAGGUGCGACAACAGCAGCAGCAGCAGCAGCAACAGCAACAGCAACAGCAACAACAGCAACAGUUGCAACAAUUUCAUCAUUAUCAGCAUGCGCCAAGCAGCAGCAGCAGCACAACGACAACAACAGCAGCAACACCACCAGCAGCAGCAGCAGCAGCAACAACUGUUGCUGGGGGCGAGGGGCUAAUGGAUCCUACGGGCAUACUAAAAUUAGCCGGCUGCAACAUUUACGGCCGCAUGUAUCGAGUGGGUCGCAUUAUCGUGGAGCUAUCCAAUCAAUGCCUCGAAUGCAAAUGCACCGAGGUGGGCGUCAAGUGCGGCCCAUUAGACUGUUAA
Molecule: messenger RNA, 3840 nt
Organism: Drosophila hydei
Lineage: Eukaryota; Metazoa; Arthropoda; Insecta; Diptera; Drosophilidae
Product: mucin-5AC
Exons: 7
Coding region: 1-3840 (1279 amino acids)
Molecular function (GO): protein binding
Source: RefSeq, a predicted model, not a curated record